AUGUCGAACGAGCGGCGAAUUAAAUCGCUGAAGACGAGGCAGAAGAGCCUCCUAACCUCGUUCGGGCUUAUCAAGUCGUUCGUCGAUGGCUACCAGGAGGAAACUGGUGCUCACGAGGUUCCCGUCCGGUUGGAACACCUUGUGGCCAUCUGGAACGAUUUCAACGCCAUGCAAGCCGAGCUCGAAACGCUGGAUGAAGCGGCCAUCGAGGCUCACUUAAAGGAACGCAUCGAAUUCGAGACGUCCUACUUCAGGGUGAAGGGAUUCCUGCUCGCCGUCAAUAAAAACGAACCAACGUCGCCACGCACUUCUUCGUCUUCUUCUUUAGCCACGCAAAGCCCUCUGUCGUCGCAUGUAAGGUUGCCCGACAUAAAACUGCCAAUUUUCGCCGGAAAUCUCGACCAAUGGUUGAACUUCCACGACCUCUUCGUUUCGUUGGUCCACUCGUCGCAUGAACUGUCGAACAUCCAGAAAUUUUAUUAUCUUCGCUCGUCGCUCUCUGGGGAUGCUUUGAAGCUCGUGCAAACCAUCGCUAUUAGUGCCAACAAUUACCAGGUCGCCUGGAAUCUGCUAUUGGACCACUACCAGAACCCCGUACGACUAAAGCAGUCAUACGUCGACUCACUGUUCGAAUUUCCUUCCGUCAAAAAAGAGUCCGCUUCGGAGCUUCACUCACUGGUCGAAAAGUUCGAAGCCAACGUGAAAGUCCUUCAUCAGCUCGGGGAGAAAACGGAAUACUGGGACAUUCUGCUGAUCCGCAUGUUGAGCAUCCGUUUAGAUCCCACUACCCGGAGGGAUUGGGAAGAACACGCAUCGACACUCAACGCCGUAUCGUUCCAGAAUCUAACGACGUUCAUUCAACGCCGAGUUUCGGUUCUUCAAACUAUCGGAAAGACCACCGAGACUCCAUCACCGAUCAACUUCUCCAAGAAACCGGUUCAACGAGUGGUUGCCAGUCACGGAGCAAGUCCAACCAACCAACGAAAGUGUGUUGCUUGCUCGGAUCAUCACCCUCUGUACCAAUGUAUGGUUUUUUCAAAAUUGAGCGCUGAGGAGAAGGAUAGAGAAGUUCGUCGUCACCAAUUGUGCCGUAACUGUCUGCGUAAGGGACAUAUGGCCAAGGAAUGUCCGUCUUCGAGCACUUGUCGCAAAUGUAGAGGUCACCAUCACACUCAGCUUUGCCAAGGUUCCGCUGCAACUAGCUUGAAAGUUGCUGACAUGCCUCACCCGAAGGAGAAUUCAACCCAACAAUCAAUCGAACAACCAUCCGCUUCGGUAUCAGCAACCCUCAACGAGCAGGUCAGUUACGCUUCCGCUGGACACGGACACAAAAGAGUUCUGCUCGCCACAGCUGUAGUCGUCGUAGUCGACGAUAAUGGGACGGAACAUGCUGCUAGAGCGCUGCUAGACUCAGGCAGUGAAUGUUGCUUCGCCACAGAAACGUUUUCGCAACUUGUCAAGGUCCAGCGUAAGCGAAUCCACCUUCCUAUCGCCGGAAUAGGACAAUCUUCCACGAAAUCACGCUUCAAGUUCCUCUCGAAAAUCCGCUCUCGUGUUUGCGACUAUAACACCACUGUUGAAUUUCUCGUGCUGCCGAAAGUCGCAAUCGAUUUGCCCUCAGCUGCUGUCGACACAUCGUCUUGGGAGAUUCCACCUGGCAUUCAACUAGCAGAUCCUGCUUUUUGCCGAACCAGCCCAAUUGAUCUUAUUCUAGGUGCGGAAGUCUUCUUUGAAUUGUUCAAAGUCUCGGGUAGAAUCCAACUUGGUCCUGGUCUGCCAACGCUCAUCAAUUCCGUCUUCGGCUGGGUCGUCUCCGGGAAAACCACCCAGUGUCCAUCAAUCACUCCGAUCGUUGCCAACAUCGCUACUGUUGCCGAUUUGAACAAUCUCAUGGAGAAAUUCUGGUCGCUUGAAGAGGACAGCUCACGAACUUGUUACUCGGUGGAGGAAACUGCAUGUGAAGAGUACUUUCGUCGAACGGUCUCUCGAACUCCCGAAGGUCGUUACAUCGUUUCUUUGCCUCUGAAGGAAGACAUUCUCGCUAACCUCGGCGACAAUCGUCGUACUGCUAUUCGUCGCUUUCGUCUCCUGCAAGGUCAGCUCACUCGAAACGAUGAACUCUGCCAACAGUACCGAGAUUUCAUGGACGAGUACGAACAGCUAGGUCACAUGGAACUUGUGCAGGAUUACCAGCAACCACAACAUCCUUCUUACCAUCUUCCCCAUCAUGCCGUCAUACGAGAGGACAGCACCACUACGAAAGUACGCGUGGUCUUCGACGCGUCUUGCCGUACACCGAAUGGACCAUCCUUGAACGACGCACUCAUGGUCGGACCUAUCGUGCAGGAAGACCUGCGAUCAAUUACAAUGCGAUCCAGAAUCCACCCGGUCUUGCUCAACGCCGAUGUCAAGCAAAUGUAUCGGCAGAUUCUGACGGACCAACGUAGCAACAACCUGCAGCAUAUCGUGUGGAGUCCGUCACCAGAAGCCCCUCUACAAACAUACGAGCUGAAAACCGUUACUUACGGUACCGCUAGCGCUCCGUUUCUUGCUACACGAGUGCUGCAGCAACUGGCUGAUGACGAGCAGAACGAUUUCCCCGAAGCUGCCAACGUUCUUCGUAAGGACUUUUACGUCGACGACUUGUUUUCCGGAGCGAACACGAUAGAAGAAGCAAUCACUCUACGAAAGCAACUAGAAUCUCUUCUCAAAAGAGGAGGAUUUGAACUACGGAAAUGGGCUUCAAAUGAACCAGCGGUAGUAGAAGACGUCCCGACCGAGAACAGGGCUCUCAAGUCAUCGGUCGACCUCGACAGGGAUCAGUGCAUAAAAACCCUUGGGCUCCACUGGGAGCCAGCCACCGACGUUCUUCGCUACAAAACUCAACUUUCUUCAACCUCAUCUAACGAAGCUUUGACAAAACGGAUCGCACUUUCGUACAUAGCACGAUUGUUCGACCCACUUGGACUUGUUGGACCCGUCGUAACAACAGCAAAAAUCUUUAUGCAAGCGAUUUGGACACUCGUGGACGACGAGGGAAAGACAUGGAGCUGGGAUAAGGAACUUCCACCCACAUUCAAGACCCGUUGGGAAUCGUACCAGUCUCAACUUCCCUCCCUCAACGAGCUUCGGAUACCACGUUGCGUUCUCUUUCCGUCAUCAACAUCAUUGCAAAUCCACGUCUUCACCGACGCCUCCAAUCACGCAUACGGUGCGUGUGUCUACCUUAGAUCAACAAACUCCAAUGGCUGCGUCAAGGUAGCGCUCCUGACCUCCAAAUCUAAAGUCGCACCCCUCAAGAAACAAAGCAUUCCGCGACUUGAGCUGUGCGGUGCCCUUGCUGGCGCUCAACUCUACGAGAAGGUUAAGGCUUCGCUUCAAUUAACGGUCGAUACAUUUUUCUGGGUCGAUUCCACUGUAGUACUCUGCUGGCUGAAAUCCUCUCCCUCUACAUGGACAACAUUCGUGGCGAACCGAGUAUCUAAGAUCCAGCUUGCUACCAAAAACUGCUCGUGGAAUCACGUCGCCGGAAUACAGAAUCCAGCUGAUCUCAUCUCUAGAGGAACAACAGCGGAUAAUCUCACCGAAAGCAAUCUUUGGUGGAACGGUCCCGAAUGGCUACAGCGUGAACCUUCCGAAUGGCCAAUAGCUCAAUCCAACUCUAAUCAACCCGAAGAAGCCCUUCGAGAAACCAAGAAGCUACUCGUCAUGGCAGUUCCAGCUGCCGAAGAACCGUCAUUCAUUGAUGAGCAUGUCGGAAAGUUCUCCAACUACGCACGCAUGUUACGGAUCACAGCUGUGUACCUAUGCAAGAUUCUAAGUAGCUACUUCCAGAACCGGGUGCUGGUCUACGAUACAGACACGGGGCAGAAAUCGCUUAGGAUCAUGGCGGGAGUUCCACAAGGCUCCAUUCUAGGUCCCACGCUGUGGAACGGAAUGUACAAUGGUGUGCUGACGCUCAAACUGCCCAAAAGAGUUGAGAUCGUUGGCUUUACGGACGAUGUUGUCUUGACGGUACCAGUUGAGACCCUGGAAGAAGUGGAAAUGCUUUCGGCCGAGGCGAUAGAUACGAUUGGUAACUGGAUGCAAGGAGCGAAGCUGCAGAUAGCCCACCACAAAACAGAAGUGAUAACCGUUCAACAGUAA
Molecule: messenger RNA, 4146 nt
Organism: Ochlerotatus camptorhynchus
Lineage: Eukaryota; Metazoa; Arthropoda; Insecta; Diptera; Culicidae
Exons: 3
Coding region: 1-4146 (1381 amino acids)
Molecular function (GO): zinc ion binding; nucleic acid binding
Source: RefSeq, a predicted model, not a curated record